AUGCCUUUUGGCAUUAAGACAGUCUUGCCAGUAUUGCCGAAACCAGAUAACUUGAUUUUAGAUUCGUGUGUAUCAAAAGACAUGAAUAGUAUCGAGGACAAAGAAUUACGCAAGAAAUUGCGAAAUAGACAAUCAGCCCUUGCAGCAAGAGAACGUAAAAAGGCUCGCAUGCUGGAACUUGAAAGAAAAGUAGACGAAUUGCAGCAAUCCAACAAUGAAUUAGUUGAUGAGAAUUCAAAACUUAAGAGAACUUUGAGCGCAUUGUUAUAUGCACCGACAGAGCAAAGCGUGCGGGAUUUAUCUACAUGUCAAAUAGGAAGAAAGGCGAAUUAUCCGACGGAAAACUUCCAGACCGUGAGCCAUGUGCACAAUGCUCCUUUGCCACUUCGCAGAGUCAAAACUGUACAUCAAGCUGUAAAUUCACCAAAAUAUGCAAAUAUCCGCUUCGUUGCAGAUCAGCAGCAAUUCGGAGGCAGCACGUCGGUUCCAAUUGAUUAUUCCAUGCAGCCCAGAAGAAAAAGAACAUUUUGCCAACAAAAUGUGGGGAACAACACUGCACAAAUAAAAGUUAUCAAAAUGGAGCAAAACUAUAGCGAUAUUCCAAUCGAAAUAGACACGCAAUUGGCAAGGGUGGACGGACAUGGUUUGGACUAUGGCAACAGUCAAGCCAACUUUGAAGCAAAACAUGUUCAAUUCGGUUCUGUUGAUCAUUGUAAUAACGAAAGCAAAGAUGCCAUUCGCGCAAGAUUACAUUCUUCUCCGAGCACUUUAGCUUCGGGAUACCAGCCAAAUCUAAAACGAGCUCUUCCUCCUAUUGGUGCUGUGCUUCAAUCACCACUAAAAACUGUAAAUACACGCCUUGAUUCUUCUACGACACAAAGCAACGUCAAAACCAAUUUAAUACAACCAACAAGUGGCACGAAUUCGGCCUACCGAGGAGUGGGAAACCCUACCGUCGCAAAUACCGACAAUUUACUUGGUAGUCAACCAGAAGAAAAGUUUUUGCCAGACAGGGGUUCCGAUACGGACGAAACAUUGCAACGAGAUCCUUAUAUGCACCAAGGAAACGACUCGAUUUUUUAUCAAACGGAUGUAAAUUCUUUUCAAACAAAAUCCGAUGUGGCGAUUUCAUAUGCUGUUUCUGGGAGUUCGAGUACCGUUGCUGGAAAUUAUACAACCGCCGGCAACGACGAAAAUGCACUGUACAUUCGACUGAAUGAAAACUUAACUGGUUAUUCACCAUUAGACAGUAUAAGUAGUUGUGAUAGUGGUGUGGGUAUUGAUGACGAUUCAUUGGAAUGGAUUCAAAAGGUUCCUAUUUUUUAA
Messenger RNA from Styela clava, 1326 nucleotides. The record is from RefSeq and is a predicted model, not a curated record. Lineage: Eukaryota; Metazoa; Chordata; Ascidiacea; Stolidobranchia; Styelidae.